Messenger RNA from Aspergillus pseudotamarii, 378 nucleotides. RefSeq lists its product as uncharacterized. The record is from RefSeq and is a predicted model, not a curated record. Lineage: Eukaryota; Fungi; Ascomycota; Eurotiomycetes; Eurotiales; Aspergillaceae. Bases 1 to 378 code for a protein of 125 amino acids. The transcript has 3 exons.
AUGGAUUAUAACAAGAAGCGCGAUCUCGACCUCGAAGUUUUCAUCAACCACGGUCGGGGCUCGAGCCAGAUAUUUGAGGUAUCUCCCUGGUUGUCGUCGACAGAAACAAGGUCGUUGCCUGUUUUUCGCAACUUGCAAUUCAAGAAGUUCCUCGUCGAGUUCUCGAAGCUUUCUUGCUUCUUGAAAGGGGUCAACACCAGAAGAGGCCGCCGGCUACUCCUUCAACCACAUCAGCCUGUAAACAAUCCAAGCCUAGCACCCUCGGCGUAUCUGUACCCAUUGAGCCUGCAGGACCUUCUAGGAUCCACGAGCUAUCCAUAUAAUGCCCGACAAACGCGGUAUUCCUGCUACCGAUCUCCCCAGAAAUACCUCGUUUAG